Molecule: messenger RNA, 222 nt
Organism: Penicillium vulpinum
Lineage: Eukaryota; Fungi; Ascomycota; Eurotiomycetes; Eurotiales; Aspergillaceae
Exons: 1
Coding region: 1-222 (73 amino acids)
Source: RefSeq, a predicted model, not a curated record
AUGACCUCGCCGGCGUCACCUGGCCCCCCCCAGUCGACCUCGCCGGCGCUCCCCCCCCAGGCCACCCCCCAACAUGACCUCGCCGGCGUCACCUGGCCCCCCCAGUCGACCUCGCCGGCGCUCCCCCCCCAGGCCACCCCCCAACAUGACCUCGCCGGCGUCACCUGGCCCCCCCCAGUCGACCUCGCCGGCGCUCCCCCCCCAGGCCACCCCCCAACAUGA